Messenger RNA from Lactuca virosa, 621 nucleotides. Lineage: Eukaryota; Viridiplantae; Streptophyta; Magnoliopsida; Asterales; Asteraceae. The record is from the annotation of a GenBank genome assembly.
AUGGCAGAUAGAAACAUCACUUUGAUUAAAGACUUGGACAAUAUGAAGGAUGAUUACACACUAAAAGUGUCUAUCAUCCGGCUAUGGAGAUCAAUUUCAGAUGUUAACCCCACUAUUGUCAAAUCAAUUGAGAUGAUAUUGAUGGAUGAGAUGUGUACUAAAAUCCGAGCAAGUGUCUAUCCAAGAGAUUUUCAAAGGUUUGAGUCGAAACUGAAAGAAGAUCAAGCUGUUUACAUCCGAUCGCCCACUAUCGCUCCUAACAGAUACAAUUUUAAAAUAAGUGAUGUAACCUCCAAGUUAAACUUGCAUGGAAGAACAACUGUCAAUGAGUGUCUACACUUUCAAUCCAAAACAACAUACGUGUUUUCUUGUGUUUCGUUUGAAAGAAUUAUCUCUGCAACAACUACAUCUAAUGACUCAAUUGAUGUUAUUGGUGAAGUUGUUUCAUUAGCAAAGCUUGAUUCCCGUGAUCUAAACAAAUCUCGACAUAGGCUACCUUUACAAAUCAGAAACUUAGAAGGUUUGCAGGUUAACGUGACAUUGUUUGGAGAUAUUGCAUACCAAUUGAUUUCUUAUCUUGAAGCUCAUAAACAAGUUGGUCGUGUGGUUGUUCUUUUGUAG